GCAAAAUCGCCGCCAUUUUUAUCGAGCACACUGAUUGAAAGCGUAUCGUUAGACAAUCCGUACGACGUAUUUUCCUUCCUCACGUUUUUCUUCAUAAAAAUGCUGAUCAUGUGGCCUGAGCAUCUGUACAUUUUGCCAAGAUGUCGUCUCUUUUUCCUUCUGGUAAAGUCUGAGCUUCGUCAUUGCUGCCCAAUCCCCAAUGUACACAGGGAUUUUAUGCAGCCAGCUGGAAAAGGUUGUUCCUCUUGCUACCUGUACUGCUAUGUGUUUCGUCAAAUGAAGAAACAUGAACAACUGAAGUUUAUCGUGGAUGUUCGCGAAGUUGCUGUCCGCUGUGGUACGUUGUUGCAGCCUAUGCUGGUGAUAAGUUUUUCUGCAUCAAAUUCAAUUGGCCGUUCCUUGGUGCUGGUGUGUUACCGAAGUUGCAUCAUUAUUUUGUUAAAUUGUCAUCGUGACUAUUGCAGCUUACCGUUUCGAAGUUCAGAAGCAACAAAAACAAAUAUGGGAUGUUUAUGUCAAACAAAUAAUAAACAUGUUUUCGGGAUUGGGAAAGGGGAGGAUGUUGGAGGGGGGAUAUUUCAAGUUUGGAUACAAAAGUAUUUAAUUCAUAACCCUAUAAACAUAUCCCUACCAAUUAAUCUCCAAACCCCACUAACAUACACCUACCAACCCUAAAAUUUGUACCUUAAACCACAUAACC
This is a messenger RNA of Daphnia pulex (common water flea), 700 nucleotides long. RefSeq lists its product as uncharacterized. The coding region runs from base 100 to 675 and encodes 191 amino acids. The transcript has 4 exons. The record is from RefSeq and is a predicted model, not a curated record. Lineage: Eukaryota; Metazoa; Arthropoda; Branchiopoda; Diplostraca; Daphniidae.